UCUAUAAAAGUAAACCCAAGACCCCCCAAUUCUCUUCAUCGAUCUCACUCCUCUCUCUCUCUCUCUCUCUUCGUUCCCAAAUCUCCCUUCCGUUUGAAUUUUGAUACAAACAUUGCCAAAGGGGUCUUACCAGGGAUUUAUCAAUUUCUAUUUUUUUUUCAAAUUCAUAAAUUCCCUCCAUAUCCUCAACCUUCUUCACUCUCUCAAACCCUAACCCUACUUGCCUCUCCUUCCUCCUCUAGGGUUUCGCGAUAUUUCGCUCAAUCUGAAUCCAAACUCUGCUCGUUUACUUCUGAUUCGUGUUCCGGAGUCUUUGAAUCGCUGCAAGGCUCCGAGAAUUGCGUUUAUUUCACUCCAAUUUCUAACAACCUCUCGCUGCUUCUCUUUCUGGGUUUUUUCUAGGGUUUCUCAGUGUCAGCUGGGUAGAGUCCUCCUAUUUUCUUUCGCUUUUAUAUGUUUUUGUUUGACUGCCGAGAAAACGAGGGAAAGGGAGGGAAGAUGCGCGGGUUUUUGCAGGAACAGGCUCAUGGGUCGAAUGAUUUGAGGGUUAGAGAAAAAGCUGAGUGAAUGAUUUGAAUAUGAGCCUUGAAUAUGAGCCAUGGAGAAGCGGACAGUAGCAGCAGAGUGAAUGAACCCAGUAGCGAAGCGCCGAGAAGAGAAGGAGGAGGAGGAGCCGAUGAGUUUGGCCGAGCCAUAUCUACGGUUGCGGUGGCGCAGAUAUGCGAGAGCGUUGGGUUUCAGAGCUUCAAGGAGUCUGCUCUGGACGCUCUCGCCGACAUUGCCAUCAGAUACCUCCGUGACUUAGGGAAGAUGUCAAGCUUUUAUGCUAACUUGGCUGGCAGAACCGAAUGCAAUGUGUUUGAUAUUAUUAGAGGGUUGGAGGAUUUGGAGUCACUGCAAGGGUUCUUGGGUGCUGCUGAGGUCAGUCAUUGUCUUGCAGGGUCUGGGAUAGUGAGAGGCAUUGUUGAGUAUGUGGGUUCGGCUGAGGAGAUCCCAUUUGCACAGCCAUUGCCUCGGUUUCCGGUGAUCAAGCAGCGGAGAUUAAUUCCGAGUUUCGAGCAAAUGGGGGAGGCGCCACAGAGUAAACAUUUGCCCAAUUGGUUGCCGGCUUUCCCUGAUCCACACACUUACAUUCAAACACCAAUGUGGAAUGAGAGGAAGACCGAUCCCCGAGAAGAUAAAAUCGGAUGUGAGGCUGCAAAAGAAGGGUACUGGGAGACCAGCGUAUUGGUUUGGGCGAGAUGAGGAGAGGGAUGACAAGAAGAGAAGAGCCGAGUUUAUUCUUAGACAAUCUAUGGAAAACCCACAGGAACUCACUCAGUUGUAGAUUAAUUUUAUUGACUGGUUUUCUUCAUGGAAGCUCUUAGCACCUAGGGAUUUAGCAGUGGGCUAUGGAGGCUCAAAGUAGAGGCUGUACUUGUUGUUCUAGUAUACUCUAGUUUUAGUCCCACUCUUACAAUUUUUUUCAGAGGUAUGUGAAUGUUUUCUUUCAAUUCCAUGUUUACCCUUUUUCUCUGUGAACCAUUCUUCUAGGAUGAAGAUUUUAUUUUGUUUUCCCCCACCAGCUGAUAUUUUGUAUCAACACAUUGAAUUCUAAUAUUGAGAUCUCCUUUUGAGCU
Molecule: messenger RNA, 1619 nt
Organism: Prunus avium (sweet cherry)
Lineage: Eukaryota; Viridiplantae; Streptophyta; Magnoliopsida; Rosales; Rosaceae
Gene: TAF8
Product: TBP-associated factor 8
Cellular component (GO): transcription factor TFIID complex
Molecular function (GO): protein heterodimerization activity
Source: RefSeq, a predicted model, not a curated record